Molecule: messenger RNA, 651 nt
Organism: Gregarina niphandrodes
Lineage: Eukaryota; Apicomplexa; Conoidasida; Eugregarinorida; Gregarinidae
Exons: 1
Coding region: 1-651 (216 amino acids)
Molecular function (GO): nucleic acid binding
Source: RefSeq, a predicted model, not a curated record
AUGUGCUGCACGCAAUGGCAAGAAGGGCAGAGAGAUGUAGGGAAGAUGCUCGACUCAGCCACCCGCCUCCACAACAUCACCCCGCACUCAGCGAUAGGUACCUCACCGUACGAGGCGUUGUUCGGUAAACCCCCAGUGCUCGACGCCCUGCAAGAGGUGACACCGUCAGUGACGGAGGAGGAGCGCAGAGAGAAUCACAACAUGCGGCUCCGAGAGCGAAUGACGGAGGUAAUGCUCAGGGAGCGCCCCCUGGAAAAAGAUAGUCCAAACGACCUCAAACAAGGAGACCUAGUGGUAGUUCUUAAUGACCCAGGCUCCGCAGCCUCGUCGCUCAAUGGCCCAGAGACGCCCAGAUGGUUCGCGUCACGUUGGUCACUCCCGAUGAAGAUCGAGCGGACACAGGUGGAGGUAGAGCAAUACGGACAGCCAGGCUCAACCUUCAAGGUACACAAAGAAACAGUCCGAAAGUUUAAGAAAAGCGAGGAUCCCGAGCUAGAAUCGUUGACGAGGGAGUACCUGGAGAGGAUGGGCGACGAGCCGGAGGAGCCGGUAGAGGAAAAGAGUACGUACAGGCGCCUCAGGAUCUAUAUUGACCCAGAGACCCGCGAAGGUCUGGAGCACUUCCUCGGGAUUUCAGCGGUCCCGUAUUGA